Molecule: messenger RNA, 336 nt
Organism: Staurois parvus
Lineage: Eukaryota; Metazoa; Chordata; Amphibia; Anura; Ranidae
Source: the annotation of a GenBank genome assembly
CUGCCAUGUGCCACUUUCAGGUCUCCUCACACACUGCUGGUGUGUUCCAUUUUUUGUCAUAGGGUGCUGGCAGAUUACGGGCCUCCCAUUGCUGCUGCAGGUCUCCAUCGCCACACUCUGCCAUGUGCCACAUUCAGGUCUCUUCACACUGUGCUGGUGCUGGCAGAUUACGGGCCUCCCAUAGCUGCUGCCAGGCCCCUAAUCUGCCAUGGGCCCCUAUAUACCGCCUCCUCAUGCUGCUGCCAAGUCCAGAGUCUCUCAUGGGUCCCUGUACGGCCUCCCAUUGCUGCUGUCUCCAUCGCCACACUCUGCCAUGUGCCACUUUCAGGUCUCCUC